AUGUUAGAAGCAAUAGAUGAGGUUGAGCAUGAAAUUCUGUGGGAAAUGAAUAGGGGUUCCACAAAUGUUUGGCAUGAAAAUUGGACUGGAAUUGGAGCUUUGUAUCGUGUUGUCUCUCUCCCCCCCCCCCCCCCCCCAGAGUUCAAUAUCAAUGAAGAACUACAGGAUGUGGUAGAUUUGAGGACUGAGAAUGGAUGGGAUGAUCAACUUCUGGAUCAAACUUUUCCAGAAGACAUACUUGAGCACAUAAGUAAAGAAGUAUACUUUGAUCAUAGUGAUGAGUACUGGGAUACACCUAAGUGGAUGCCAACAACUUCAGGUAAAUUUACAGUUGGUAGUGCAUGGCAAAUCCUGAGGCAUAGGGAUCCUACAAAUCCGGAAUACAAAUUAUUGUGGACUAAAGGCUUACCUUUAAAAAUAUCUUUCUUUAUUUGGAAAUUAUGGAGAGGAAAGGUUCCAACAGAUGACUUAUGGAGGAGAAAUGGACAUCUCACUGUUUCUAAAUUUUGGUGUUGUUUACCUCCACAAGAGGAAACACUUCAGCAUAUUUUCCUUGCAAGUCCUACUGCUUCUAGAGUAUGGAAGGUCUUCUUGCAGGCUGCUGGGGUGAUGGUGAAUUUGGUGCAGAUUCAUCAGGUGAUUAGGGCAUGGUGGAGUGCUAAUUGUUGUGCUAAGCUCAGGCCAUUGUUCCAAGUUGCCCCGACCUUUAAUUUUUGGGAACUUUGGAAGAAGAGGAAUACUAUGAAGGAUGGAGUAGGUGUUGUCUCUUUUAAUAGGUUGGUACAUAAGCUUAAUAAAACACUAUAUUACCUUGCUAGAGUGAGAUAUCCUUGGCUACCAAAUAUUCCUCUAAUUUGGCCAGAUAUGGUUAGAUAUUUUGAAGGCUAUAAGCCUUAUGUUAUUACUAAAGGAGUUACAUGGCAGCUGCCUUAUAAGAGAUGGUUCAAGUGCAAUACUGAUGGUGCUUCUAGAGGAAAUCCUGGGCCAGGCUCAUAUGAUUUUUGUGUCAGGGAUAAUGCUGGAGAUGUGGUGUUUGUGAGGGCAGAAGAGAUAGGGCUUUCAACUAAUAUAGUAGCUGAGGCAAAGGCAAUAGUGGAAGGGCUUUCAUAUUAUAUUCAAAUGCAACUGCAUCCUCUCAUCAUUGAGACUGAUUCACUGGUGCUGAAGAAGUUUAUUGAGGGUGAAUGGGAGGUACCUUGGAGUAUUGAGAAAUAA
Molecule: messenger RNA, 1215 nt
Organism: Nicotiana tabacum (common tobacco)
Lineage: Eukaryota; Viridiplantae; Streptophyta; Magnoliopsida; Solanales; Solanaceae
Source: RefSeq, a predicted model, not a curated record